AGAGAGGGCAGCCACUCUGGUGCACUCUGGUGGUUCUUGCAACGGCGUCACUGUUGCUUGGUCUCCAACAGUCCAACAGUGGCAUUGUAGCUCCUGCAAGCUUCAGCGAGAACAUUGCAAACUACUCAAAUCCCAGUGGAUAUAUAAAUGGACACGGCCGGAUACUUUACUUCUCAAAAUCUUUUUUUGCUUUAUGUUAACGCUUCUCGGAUUCGUGAAAUUGCUGUCACUCCGUGAACUGAAAUUGUUUCAGCUUUGAGGACACUUGUGGAUACACCUUUUUUGGAAAACAUGCUUUGGUUGCCCGCACCAGAAGAACUUCCACUAAAAAUGACAUCUUGGUCAUCACAUCUGGAAACAUGGAAAGCCACUACUGCCUUUUGAACACUGCCAAACAGGGCUCCUAAUCUGUGAAAUGUAAGCAGCAACUAGUCAAGAAUAACUUAUAUCUAGUGAGCAGAUUUAUGAUGCUUGUAAGAGCAUAUUCUUUAGUUGUGUUAACGUGAGAAAAACCACCUGUAGCUUAUUAUAAUGGAUGGCAACUUGAGCACUCUUGCCUCCUCCAACAGAACUGAUCCGUACCACGAUCCGGGGAGCCCCUGGAUCCUCAUCAUUCUGGUCAUCAUCAUACUGACCAUAGUGGUGGGAAACCUGCUGGUAAUCAUCGCGGUAGCUCGUACUUCACAGCUACAGACGACCACAAACAUUUUCAUUAUGUCCCUGGCGUGUGCAGACCUAAUCAUGGGUGUCUUCGUAGUUCCUCUGGGGGGCACUAUAGUGGCGACGGGAAACUGGCAGCUUAGUGACACGUUCUGUGAGUUCUGGACUUCUGUGGACGUCCUGUGUGUGACGGCGAGCAUCGAGACGCUCUGCAUCAUAGCAGUGGAUCGAUAUAUAGCCAUUACGAGGCCUCUCAGGUACAAAGUUCUCCUCAAUAAGUGGCGGGCGAGGCUAAUAGUUUGCUUAGUGUGGGUAGUGUCCGCUUUAAUUUCCUUUGUACCCAUUAUGAAAGGGUAUUGGCGAGACUACGACAUUGAUGCACUAAAGUGCUACGAAACCCCCACAUGCUGUGACUUCGUGACCAACAGGGCCUUUGCUAUUAUUUCUUCUAUUGUGUCUUUUUAUAUUCCGCUGCUCAUAAUGAUAUUUGUGUAUGCUAAAGUUUUUCUAAUAGCCACACGGCAGGUUCGGCUCAUAGAUAAGAAUCGCCUGCGUUUCCAGAAUGAUUGUCUAACAGCGCAGGUUGGCCCCUACAUCAACAAUAUCCUGCCAAACGCGUGUCCAGCCCAGAAUACCGUGCAAAGAGCAAAGAGCGCCAAGCGGCGGCCAUCACGGCUAAUUCUCGUCAAAGAGCACAAGGCCCUGAAGACUUUGGGGAUCAUCAUGGGGACCUUCACUGUGUGCUGGCUGCCGUUCUUUGUGGCCAACAUCAUCAGCGCUUUUGCACGAGAUAUUCCCUCAGAAGGGAUCUUCAGACUGUUAAACUGGCUGGGUUACGUCAACUCUGGUCUCAAUCCUAUCAUCUACUGCAGGAGUCCGGAGUUCCGCACAGCGUUUAAGAACCUGCUGGGCUGUCCGUUGCUGCUGUCCACCCUGCAGCCAAACCGUUUUUAUAAAGAGCUGAGGACUCGCUGCUCCUGCUUCCCAUGGCAGGCUGAGGCAGGCGCAGCCAGCUCUUUCCAAAAGUCUCCAAACAGUAAGACUGAUGGCUGUGAGAGUCUGGGCAGCACUAAUGGAAGCAGCAAAAGUGACGAGGUUUCCCCUGGUGCUCUGCGCUCCAAUGGCAGCACACAUUUCAGCGAAUUAUCAGAACCAGAAACCACAUUGAGCCAGGCACGGGAGAGCAUGGAGCAAUACAAAUAUUACAACUCGUGCUCAGGAAACACGCGUGCCAGCUGUGCUGUCGCAUCACACCCAGGAACUAACUGCUUCACAUUGCAGGAAAAGGAUUGAUGAACUGUCAAAUGUCAAUCUACUGAAGCUACUGUUCUCCAGACGUUCCUGUGACUCCCUGCUAAGGCUAAGAGCAAACAGCAGCGAGGACGAGCUGAGGAAAUGUCCGACCCACCGGCACUGAUAACCCCGAAGAGACGACGGGACUGACUGUAGAGAAAAUUGGAUGUCUCUGCGGACAGGAGACAGACUGCUGCAGCUCAAAUCACAGACAAGAAGUGACACCAAAGCAUCCUGAAUGAGACAUAAUGUUUGAAAUGCAUUCCAGGUAACCUUUGGACAGUGUAUGUGACCUGUGGUGUCAAAAGUAUGAGCUGAUUUUGUACAGUAUAUUGUCUGGUAAGUUAUCUAUUUAUGAUACACUGAAACUUUUUCUAACUUAAUACAAAGUCGUGGUUCUGCUAUGGUCAUCACUGUCACACAUUUGUCAGUGCAAUAUGAGCUAAACUAAAGGGCUGUGCAUUCAAAUAUUCAAUUCUGAUGUAUGUUUUCAGUCUUAAUCUUUCGUUUUUAAGCGUGAACGACAGAAAACACUUCUCUUUUUUUAAUCCCCUUCUCUAACUUUCGCCAUGGCUAUUGAUUUUUAAUUUUAGAUUCAGAGUCAGACUUAUUUCCUCUAAACAGUUAACAAUCGUUCUGAAUAUAUGCUAAAGGUACAGUGUUACAAAUCGCAGGUGACCAUAAGAAAACACGUCAGCUACAUGCUAUAUUAUCAGUCACUCCCUACUGCGGUAUAAGCUCAAUAACACACUCUGAAAUGUCCAAAUAUAGAAAAAUAAUGGACCGGAUGGGGGAAAAAUCCCCUACAAAACAUCCAUUAUUUUGUUAUAUCGGAGACCUUGUUGUGUGGUAGUACGCACAUUAUCUGCUGCAUUGAGAAAUAAAACAAUAUGAAACUGUGUAA
This is a messenger RNA of Eleginops maclovinus (Patagonian blennie), 2857 nucleotides long. It is a transcript of the gene adrb3a, whose product is annotated as adrenoceptor beta 3a. Gene Ontology annotation, cellular component: plasma membrane. Gene Ontology annotation, biological process: adenylate cyclase-activating adrenergic receptor signaling pathway; norepinephrine-epinephrine-mediated vasodilation involved in regulation of systemic arterial blood pressure. The transcript is spliced from 3 exons. The coding region runs from base 532 to 1953 and encodes 473 amino acids. Gene Ontology annotation, molecular function: beta3-adrenergic receptor activity; epinephrine binding. The record is from RefSeq and is a predicted model, not a curated record. NCBI's taxonomy places the organism in Eukaryota, Metazoa, Chordata, Actinopteri, Perciformes, Eleginopidae.